AUGGGCGUCGAUGCCGUGGCCAUCGAGAGGCUGACGGCCCAGGAGCUCUCGCACUGGGCCGACCUCCGGAUCGACUUCGCCAUUGUGGGGCUCGACGGUUGCGGCACCACGUCCUUGCGGCACAAUCUGGCAAAGCAUCCGGAGAUCAACUUCACACACCUGUCCGUCCACAACCAGGAUGAAGAUUUCUUUUUCAUGGAGAUGGGCCGGCAGACCUUGCCUCUCAUGUCGCAGGUGAAGCGGCUCAAGGCGCAUCGGGACGCGAUGGUUGGAGUGAAGCGUCUCGGCGUCUACCAGCCCGUUAUGUGGCGUGAGGAAGUGCUGGAAUUCGUGUUCAGCUUGAUUCCGGACAUGCGAAUCGUGCUGGCAGUGUGCGAUCCGGUGGAUCGCUUCGAGAGGAAGCUUCACUUGGAGCACGACGCCAACCCUUCGAAACUCCAGGAGCUGAUGGCUCGCAAGUUGGAGGACAAGACUGGGUAUUUGCGCUUCGGCGCGGCGCUGGCUUCCAUGAAGAGAUCCUUCGGCGAUCACCUGCUCCUCCUAGAAAAGGACGACCUCAAUGACCCUGAGACCUUUGAGCGCGCAGCCCGUUUCCUGGACUUGGGGUCUUUUCCCUCUCGUGCACGUCUCAAGCGCUACAACUCCCGUGGACGGCACAGAACACCUGUGUGUUCGCAGCCAUCGCUGAUCGACGCCGUGAAGGACGUGAUGUCACCGGAGUACGAAGUCUUGGAGGCCCUGCUGCCACGACCCUCGGAGAGGCUGCGGCAGCGCCUCACGCGCUGCGAGUCACCGGACGGCUUCGAAGAGGAGAACCUGAAGCUGCUGCGCUGGCGCAACAGCUGGCAUGCCGUCAGGGAGUUCUGCCAGGAAUGUGGCGCUUCCAUGACCAUCUCCUACAGCAGUCAGAGGGGCACCAUUUGGCUGAGCGCGGCGGCCUUCGAGAAGAGCGCCUUCGCGGGGCCCGUGGACCACGGGCAGGCCAUGCACAUCUGCUGCGACUUCGCGCCCCCGUGGCAUCUGCCCGAGCGCUGGCCCAACGAUGGCCUGCGCCGGGUGGGUGACGUCUGCGAUGACGAGGAGGGGGACAAUUCACCACGCUUCCUUGAGGUCGCGGAAAACAGCGACGACGAGGAGAAGCAACUGCUGGAGGCUUUGCGCCGAAGCCGCCUGCAGCUCGAAGCUGGACAGGGCAGCUCUUCCUCAAGCUCGUCGCAGGUUUUUCCGCAAGCUCGUGCGAUUGAGGGCAGCUCGUCCUCAAGCUCGUCGCAGGUUUCGCCGGAGGCUCGAGCGCUGCAGGAGCUGGCCGGAUGCAGUUUGGACGAGGCAGUGCAGGCCCUCCGAACUUUUGGCAGCGCUGACGCCGCAGCAGAUGCGCUCCUGGGUGGGACGCCGGAGCCAGCGCCGAGCAUCGCUCCGAAGGCCGCGAGCCUCUCCGAAACGGGGAAGAGGCCGGCAGAGUCGGCAGGGGAGGUCCCGGAGGCCAAGAAGCCCAUGUCAGGGGCGGCGAUGGGCGCAGGCAGAGCCUUUGGAGCAGGUGCCUUUUCAAGGCGACUGAGCCAGGUGACUGCCAGCAUCGACUUGGACUGA
Messenger RNA from Symbiodinium sp. CCMP2456, 1590 nucleotides. The record is from the annotation of a GenBank genome assembly. NCBI's taxonomy places the organism in Eukaryota, Dinophyceae, Suessiales, Symbiodiniaceae.